Molecule: messenger RNA, 1121 nt
Organism: Hordeum vulgare subsp. vulgare (domesticated barley)
Lineage: Eukaryota; Viridiplantae; Streptophyta; Magnoliopsida; Poales; Poaceae
Product: expansin-A16
Exons: 3
Coding region: 174-971 (265 amino acids)
Biological process (GO): plant-type cell wall organization
Cellular component (GO): extracellular region
Source: RefSeq, a predicted model, not a curated record
CAUCUUUGACCCCCGCGCCACCACGGUCCAACCCGAGGCCAACAAAAGACCGCCAUUCCGACCAGGAGCCAAGAACAAAGCAAACCGCACGCCGCCGCCCCAACACGCAAGCCCGGCCCUUCAUCCGUCCAACCCGCAAGCGAGCCCGGCCGUGAUCACCAGGCGCAGGCGCCAUGAUGGGCUCUCUGCUCCUGCUCUCCCUGCUGCUGCUGCUGCUGCUGGUCUCCGAGGUCAGGUUCAGCGGCGGCGUCAGGCUGGCGGGCAAUGGCGGCUACGAGGACUGGAGGCUGGGCACGGCCACCUACAUCAAGGAGUCCCAGGGCCACCCGCUCAACGACGGUGGCGGCGCUUGCGGGUACGGGGACCUGGACAUAUUCAGGUACGGGAGGUACACGGCCGGGCUGAGCGGCGCGCUGUUCGGGCGGGGCAGCGCCUGCGGCGGCUGCUACGAGCUCCGGUGCGUGAACAACAUCCUCUAUUGCCUGCGGGGCAGCCCCACCGUCGUCGUGACGGCGACCGACUUCUGCGCCCCCAACUUCGGCCUCGCCGACGACUACGGGGGCUGGUGCAACUUCCCCAAGGAGCACCUGGAGAUGACCGAGGCCGCCUUCCUCCGGGUCGCCAAGGCCAAGGCUGACAUUGUCCAGGUGCAGUUCCGAAGGGUGAGCUGUGACAGGGCCGGCGGCAUCCGGUUCACCAUUACCGGCGGCCCCAACUUCCUCCAGGUGCUGAUCACCAACGUGGCGGCCGACGGCGAGGUGGACGCCGUGAAGGUGAAGGGGUCGAGGACCGGGUGGAUACCCAUGGGGAGGAACUGGGGGCAGAACUGGCAGUGCGACGCGGACCUGCGAGGCCAGCCGCUGUCGUUCGAGGUCACCGGAGGAAAGGGGAGGACGAUCACCAUGUAUAACGUCGCGCCUUCGGACUGGAUGUUUGCGCAGACAUUUGCAGGCAAGCAGUUCGUCGAGUAGGUGAAAGAGAAACAUCCAUUUGCAGGGCAAGCAGUUCGUCGAGUAGGUGAAAGAGGAUUGAUUGCAAGCUCCAACGGCUGUAAUUAGAACUACAAGGGUUACUAAAAUGCCGUGACCCAGGAAAGUGGAUGGUUUUCGCUCUGCCCGCUA